Molecule: messenger RNA, 1759 nt
Organism: Athalia rosae (coleseed sawfly)
Lineage: Eukaryota; Metazoa; Arthropoda; Insecta; Hymenoptera; Athaliidae
Product: superoxide dismutase [Cu-Zn]-like
Exons: 3
Coding region: 939-1610 (223 amino acids)
Biological process (GO): removal of superoxide radicals
Molecular function (GO): superoxide dismutase activity; copper ion binding
Source: RefSeq, a predicted model, not a curated record
GACCUCGCGAUGCGAGGCGAUCACGCUACAGCGGAGUUGUCCGCUCAAACAUUUGAAGGAACAACAAUAAGUUACGGAGGACGUUUUUAAAAUCGACAAAUUAUUAUCAUUCUCAUCUGUACUUAAGCGGGCAAAGAAGUGCAGCAAAGUCGUUGAAAUUGCGAUGCGAUUCGUACCGCCCGGAGAUUAUUGCAUGACAAAAGAAAAAAAAAAAAAAAAGAAUAGGUGGUAAAGAACAAACUGUGUUAGAGCCUCGGGGCGAACGCCAAGAGCCAACUUAUUAUACGUUCGCGUAGAGCUUUCACUUCUCUUAUGCUCGAGGCAGAUAAAUCUAUCCCUAGAAAAAGGUAUCUUGCACCAGGGAAACUUAUACGAGCGAAUUACAAAGAAAAAAAAAAAAAAACAACCGAGCGUUAUAUCUGGACACCUGAUGGGGUAUACGUGAGAUCAAAUGCUUGCGGUGUGACAAUCCGAUCUCGAGUUUCGUAGAGCGAACGAUAUAAUCAACCGUUGGAAGAGGUACAGAAAAAUCGGUGAUCCGUCGGCGUUUCUGGGUGGUGAAAAACACGACGACGACCGUAUCGCAUCUUACCGUCUACAAAUUUGUUGUACUCGUACGCGCUGGUGCACGUGGUGAUUUGCAAAGACAAAACUUACAUAGUACACGUACGCUACCGCUAUAUAAGAGACGAAGCGAGUUGCUCAUCAGUGAUCACACCAAGGUCUUCGAGAUCCUCUAACUAUUUAAACGUACCGCGUCUUUUCGUAGGGACACACAAGUAGCUCGUUCUUUGGAGUUGAACGUCGGAUGAUAUAACCGAUAUCCGUUGAUUGACCGUGCGUUUAUCGAAUAUCAUCACAUCUGGUGCGGGUGCGGUGAUUCGCUGACGAACAAUUUCGAAUAAUAUAUAUAACAACAACACAAUUGUACGCAAAAAAUGUGGUUCUCCGUAAAUUAUGUGGUUUUGUUCACCUUCGUGACGUGCGUUAUGCCGAAACUGACAUCCGCCAACCCCUACGACCGAAUGAUGGUCGAGAUGAACGACAGGACUCUUUUUAUCAGAAGUCUUCCUGGAUUUCCGGGGUACAGGAGCGACCUGUACGAGGUUUACAUGGAACCCUACCUUUUCGCCGUAGGUUUGAAGGCCGUGGUGGAGGUCAAAUCUCUCUCACCUGACGGUACCCCGACCUCUGGACCCCAUGGGGAACUGAUGUUGGAACAGCGUCCCGAAGGUGUUAGAAUCUCCGGAAAAAUUCUGGGAUUGACUCCCGGACUCCACGGUCUCCACGUUCAUGAAAAAGGGGAUUUGAGAAAGGGCUGCGCCUCUGCAGGGCCUCAUUUCAACCCCUACAUGGUCAAUCAUGGAGCGCCAACUGAUCCCCUGAGACACGUUGGCGAUCUGGGAAAUAUUGAAGUAGGUCCGGAUGGAGUGGCAAAUAUCGACGGAAUGGACCAUUAUUUGACUCUGAUCGGGGUUCGCGGUGCCAUAGGAAGAGCUCUCGUUGUUCAUGCUAAACCGGAUGACUUUGGACGUGGAGGAAAUGAAGACAGUUUGAAAACUGGAUCCGCAGGGGAACGUGUAGCUUGCGGUGUAAUCGGAUUUUUGUAGGAUAUGAAAAGAAUAUACAUAUACGAAUGUGAAUUUGGAUCAACAAUAAGUGGAACUGAAUCGAUAAACUGAAUUUGUAUUGCAAUGUUUUUUCUUUUCAAUUCAAACCGUUGUAUGAAUUUAAGAAAAUAAAUUGUAAUAUUCGACGA